Molecule: messenger RNA, 1463 nt
Organism: Sinocyclocheilus anshuiensis
Lineage: Eukaryota; Metazoa; Chordata; Actinopteri; Cypriniformes; Cyprinidae
Product: receptor-type tyrosine-protein phosphatase T-like
Exons: 7
Cellular component (GO): membrane
Molecular function (GO): protein binding
Source: RefSeq, a predicted model, not a curated record
CUUUUAGUCACGGCGCAAGUGCGCACCGUAGAGAGCGUCUUCAGCGCGCGCUGUCGCACGCAAACCUUCACUUCACGUGUAGUUCGUGUCAGAACGGGCUGGCAGGCAGGUCUAAGGACCUGGGGGAUAUUGGAACCCUCUCCUCGUUCAUUCGCACCCGCUCUCCUCCCCCCACACCCUGUCGUAGCAGUACAGAAAGCCAACAAUCAAACAGCUGUCGACUGGCGGCUCGAGUCGCGCGCGCUACAUCACCAAUGCCGGGAAACCGUCAGCUCUCUCGCGCGCGGACGGACAGCGACGAUGUGAAGCAGUGACCGCGAGAAUGGACCAAAGGAACUACUUCGCCGUUCUGCUGCUCGCUUUUCAGGUCCAACUCACAUUUGGAGAGUUCUUUCCAGGCAGCUGUUCGUUUGAAGAGCACUACAGUAAUUGCGGCUACAGCGUGGCGUUGGGGACUAAUGGCUUCGCCUGGGAGCAAGUCAACACCUGGGAGAGACCCUCCAUGGAUGCGGCCGUUCCCACAGGUUCCUUCAUGAUGGUGAAUGCUUCGGGUCGUGCAUCAGGUCAGAAGGCCCACCUGCUCCUGCCCACGCUAAAAGAGAAUGACACCCACUGCAUAGAUUUCCACUACUCCCUGUCUAGCCGGGAUGGGACGAGUCCCGGAACCCUUAAUGUCUACAUAAAAGUGGAUGGUGGACCACAGGGGAAUCCCAUCUGGAAUGCCUCAGCACCCGUCACUGAAGGCUGGGUGAAGGCUGAACUCGCAAUCAGCACCUUUUGGCCCAACUCCUAUCAGGUUAUUUUUGAGGCUGUGUCUGUACAAGGGCAUCCUGGGUUCAUCGCAGUGGAUGAGAUACACGUUUUGGCCCACCCUUGCCGCAAGACACCACAUUUUCUGCGGCUGCAGAAUGUCGAGGUGAACGUGGGACAGAAUGCCACCUUCCAGUGUAUUGCUGGAGGCAAAUGGUCACAACAUGACAAACUCUGGCUACAGCAAUGGAAUGGUAAAGACACGUCUCUCAUGGUGACCCGAGUGGUGAACCAUCGGCGCUUCUCCGCUACCGUUAGCGUAACGGACACGUCACAGCGCAGCACCAGCCGUUACCGCUGUGUCAUUCGUUCUGAUGGAGGAUCUGGAGUUUCAAACUAUGCUGAACUCAGCGUUAAAGCGCCACCCACACCCAUCGCUCCACCUGAACUUCUUGCAGUUGGUGCCACCUACUUGUGGAUCAAACCAAACGCCAAUUCCAUCAUCGGUGACGGCCCCAUCAUCCUGAAAGAGGUGGAGUACCGCACCACCACUGGAAACUGGGCCGAGACGCAUGUUGUGGAUGCGCCAACGUACAAGCUCUGGCAUUUGGAUCCAGAUGUGGAGUAUGAGAUUAAGGUUCUUCUGACCCGACCUGGGGAAGGUGGCACUGGACCACCGGGACCACCCCUCAUCACUCGGACCAAAUGUGCUG